AAAAUUUGGCUGGAAAACCAUUUUCACACUCUAUUGUAAAGGUAGCCCCCCUACUCUCAUCUCUGCUAACAUAAGCCUCUCCGCCGACACACCCGUCAUUGCUAACCUAAGCCCCGUGCAUAUUUUUACCAUGCUAUUCCUCAAAUUCUCAAUCAUUUCCUCUGUUUACGCCAAGCCCUAUAAAAUCCAUGCGCACUCUAACAACCACCACCACCAACACAUCCUCCUCCGCCGCCGCCGCCGUAAUAACAAAACAGAGGUGUUCGGCGGCCGGGUGGAGGAUAACGCCGUGCGCACCCCUCAGCCUCCCAGCACACGAUAAGGUCUUUCGUAGUCAGAGAAUUUCCAAAUCAGGAGGGUUUAGCGGUGUAGUGAGGGAGAUGGGUUCCGAGAACAAAGGCGAUCACUGGCCGCCGGAGGAGACGCCGACAAUGGCGGUGCACAACCACCAUCGCCGCAGCCAAUCACCACCACCACCAGAACAGCAUCCACAGUCUGCAAAAUUGCUCACAUUGCCUACUGUCUUGACCAUUGGCCGUGUCGCCGCCAUUCCGCUUCUCGUCGGCACUUUUUACAUGGAUGGUUGGUGGGGAACAACUUCUACAACAAGUAUUUUUAUUGUUGCAGCAAUUACAGACUGGCUUGAUGGGUACAUUGCUCGGAAGAUGAGGUUAGGAAGUGCAUUUGGUGCAUUUUUAGAUCCAGUGGCUGAUAAGCUUAUGGUUGCUGCCACCUUGGUCCUGUUGUGUACCAGACCCUUCGAUGUUGCUAUGUUUGGACAAGUGUCAUGGCUACUGACUGUACCUGCAAUUGCAAUAAUUGGUAGAGAGAUAACUAUGUCUGCAGUUAGAGAAUGGGCUGCUUCUCAAAAUGGUCGACUUUCAGAGGCUGUUGCCGUGAAUAAUUUGGGGAAGUGGAAAACAGCCACACAGAUGACUGCACUAACCAUCCUCCUGGCAACCCGUGACAGCAGUCUUUCAGGGGCAGCCACUUUAGUAGCUUCUGGUGUUGUUUUGCUUUAUAUCUCGGCAUGGCUUGCUGUGUGGUCACUAGUGGUGUAUAUGAGGAAGAUAUGGAAAGUGUUGCUGAAGUAGCAAUGGUGGCCUUCCAAUUCGGUUAGGCUUUCUAGUCACCGAGGUUUUGUAUCAGACGGUUUCUUAGAGGUACCUGGUAUACUUAAAGUACCUUAUUAACUACUGAUCAACUUCAUAGUAAUACAAAAUUUCAUAUGCGUGGAUAGAGGACGAAGCUGCCUGGAAAUGUCCUAUCCAAAUUAGUUUGGAAAAAUCAGUUUCACUAUUUUGUCCUGGGCCUGUUCUAGUGUCUUCUAAAUCUCAUGACCUUGAGGUUGGUUUGUUUCACCUAGGGAACAACCAAAUAUAGAUAUAUACAUGAACAAUGGUUGGUUUCGUUGUCUUUUUAUUUCUUCAUUAUUUUUCUUAGGGAAGUUGGUGGGCUUGAAGACCAACCUCGGAGGAUGCUGGAUCUUUGAUGCUGUAGUCGACUCAACAUAGUUGUUAUUGCAGUCUUGUGAGAAGACUGGGAUUUGAAGUUAGGAAAUGUUUAUACAAUGACUAACAGACUUUCUGACGGUGAUAUAUAAAUUUUGCAUUUACUUUACUGUACGGAUUGUGAUUCAAUUGAACCCACAUCGGGCUUCUUUGCUGCCAAACAGGUUCUUUACCUAUGGCUGUGGCGAAAAAUAGUUUUGUGAUUAA
Molecule: messenger RNA, 1718 nt
Organism: Camellia sinensis
Lineage: Eukaryota; Viridiplantae; Streptophyta; Magnoliopsida; Ericales; Theaceae
Gene: PGPS2
Product: phosphatidylglycerolphosphate synthase 2
Biological process (GO): glycerophospholipid biosynthetic process
Cellular component (GO): chloroplast envelope; membrane
Molecular function (GO): CDP-diacylglycerol-glycerol-3-phosphate 3-phosphatidyltransferase activity
Source: RefSeq, a predicted model, not a curated record